AUGAGGGCUCUAUUAAUAGUAAGAGAGAAAUUCACAUUACAAGAAACGAUAGCUACAUUGACCCAAGAAGUUUCAGAAUUGAGAUCCCAAUGUGAACAUCUCACCAGUGAUAAAAUGAGUUUGGAAAGAGAUUCUGUCGGUUUCAAAGAACAAUUAAGAAUACUAAAAGCAGCUUUAACAGACGAAACUUCCAUAAAAGAGGCACUGACUAGAAGACAAUUACAUUUAAGAAACGAAUUGGAUAGGAUACAUUCGGAGCAUGAUAUAGAAUGGUGGAGGCGAGAACGUUGUGAAACUCAAAAAAAUGCUUUGGAACGAGAAAAUGGCUCGUUGAGGGCUGAAUUGGAGGAACUGCAAAGCGUUUUAGCCAUUAGGGAUCAUGGUGGAGCGAAAUAUAAAAAUCUGCAAGCCAAGGAUCAGGAAAUAUUGGAUUUGAGGAAGGAAUUGGCGCAGAAAACAAAGGAAUUAGCUGACCUCAAACAUAUGCAUGGAAAAUUGAAAAAUUGCUACCACGACACACUGACUUCUGUUUCUCAAGCUCAAAGUCGGUCAGACCAGUAUGAAAAUGAAAUUAAAAAAUUGAGAGGAAGGAUAGAUGAACUAAAGCAAGAACUAUACAAUGCUGAACGAGAAGUAGAAAGCGCCACAAAUAAUAUUAGGAGACUUCACAGAACAAAUGAAGAACUGCAGGCGCAAAUUGGAGUUUUUCAGACUCAGAUGGAUCAAUUGCACAACAGAUUGCAAAGCUGUGAUUCCCCAAGUUUGUUGUCAAUAAGAGGACCUCCGGAAGAGGCAUCUGAAAGUGAAACUGAUUAAAAGGUUCCAUCAUAAUCGGUAGAGACGUGUUUAAAUAGGAAACAAAAUACUCUGG
Molecule: messenger RNA, 871 nt
Organism: Ctenocephalides felis (cat flea)
Lineage: Eukaryota; Metazoa; Arthropoda; Insecta; Siphonaptera; Pulicidae
Product: coiled-coil domain-containing protein 102A-like
Exons: 6
Coding region: 1-816 (271 amino acids)
Source: RefSeq, a predicted model, not a curated record